Diabrotica virgifera virgifera (western corn rootworm) is the source of this 978-nucleotide messenger RNA. RefSeq names its product brachyurin-like. The record is from RefSeq and is a predicted model, not a curated record. Gene Ontology annotation, molecular function: serine-type endopeptidase activity. The transcript is spliced from 4 exons. The coding region runs from base 113 to 901 and encodes 262 amino acids. NCBI's taxonomy places the organism in Eukaryota, Metazoa, Arthropoda, Insecta, Coleoptera, Chrysomelidae. Gene Ontology annotation, biological process: proteolysis.
AAUUUGCAUAUCUACUAUUGAUUAGAUAGUUAUCCUAAAACCUUUUAUAAAACGUAUUUUGCAUGAAAAGUUCAUAGUUGUUGAUUAAAAAAUUUAGAAGGAAAGUCCAAAAAUGAAGGUUUAUGUUUUAAUAUUAUUUUUGGUUACAUUGGUUGCGUUCGGGGUACAAGGAUUGAUAGGAGGCACCCUAAUUUAUCCACACAGUUUGCCUUAUAUGGUUUUCCUAAACGUUUCUGGAUCAACAAAUACAACUAGAUGUUCGGGAGCCCUUAUUUCCAAAGAUUAUAUCUUAACAGCAGCUAGAUGUCUUAAAAAUUCAACCGCUGUACGGGUAGUACUUGGUGCAGAUGAUAUAAGUGUAAACGAAGAAAUGCAAGUUUCUUUUGAUACUACCCAAUCUAAUUUUAUAAUACAUGAAAAUUUUGUCGACGAAACCCUAGAAAAUGAUAUUGGAUUAAUAAAGCUACCAAGUUCAGUUGAAAGUAAUGAGUAUAUACAAGUAAUUCCCAUGGCUACUGAGGAUCAAGAAGAGGCACAAUUAGGUGAACUGGUUGUCGUAUCCGGUUGGGGUCUCACAUACUAUGGUUACCCAGAAUCUAUGGCAACUGUACCAAUGGCCGAAUGGUUAGUGGUAUUAAACAAUACAAACAAAGAAUGUCAACGCUUUGGAACCUUAGUUAAAGAUACGAACAUCUGCUGCAGUACGACCAACUCUUGGGAUGGCCCAUUGCAAUUGUGUGAUGGAGAUUGGGGUGAUCCAUUGGUAAAUGAUGGUAAAAAUAAAACACUGUAUGGUAUUGCCAGUUUUACAGCAUAUGAAAGUUGUGUAAUGGGAAAACCUAAUGUAUUUACAAAUGUGGCCAAAUACAGUGAAUGGAUAAGUUCUAAUGCAAAUAUAUGAAAAUAUUAUUUUAUAUAAUCUGAUUUUGAUUUUUGUUAAAAAUAAUUAAUUUUAUUUAAAUAAAGUCUUACUCUGUU